UAUUAUUUGUUUUCUAAACAGUGGGUAUUGCUGUUGCUCUGCUGUAUUAAUUUGAUUGAGGUCUAAAAUGUUAGAUUACAGAAUUUUUGCCUAAAUCCAUAGGUGACAAAUUUAUGAAAUGAAAAAUGUUAUUUUUUCACUUGCUGCCUAAACCAUGACCCCACUCCUGAGUCAGAGUUGUUCAGCUUUAGAGACACUGCUCUUGUUUUAAUUGUUUUUCAGCCCAGGCAAUGUGACUGCAAUUAAACAUGCAUCUGAGGAGAUGUCUGACUUUCUUAAUACAGACAUAACUUUUUAGUACCAUUUUGCAGAACUCGUAACCCCCUGAAGGAUUCAAAAGCUCUUUUAUCCUGCAACUUUCAUUUUUCUAAGUCUGAACUUUUUUAACAGUGCCCAUAACAUUCUUUCUCUUGAGUUACUCCAAUAUUUGCCUUAUAGUUAAUUUCAGAAAGUUAAUGGAAACAUUUCUGAGCCCACAGAUGCUGCUGAAGGUGAAGCUGAGGUUUUGUGAGCACAUGGGAAUUGGCAGGAGUGGGUGGGGAAGGCUUUUGUAGGCUCAGCCUGUGUCCCUUGUCUGGCUGAGUGCUGUGAGAUUCCACACACAGGCACCAAAAAUGCACUUUUAAAGCACAGGCAAGGCAGUGUUUGGGUUGUUUUAAAGCCCAGCACUGUGUUUGGGUUGUUUCUGCAGUUUGUGCUGUCAGGAGAGACACUGAAAGUGUUGAAAGAGGCUGCAAAGGCCAGAGUUCAGCACAGCUCUUCAGCAACCCCAUUUAAAUAUCCAAUUUCUAUAUUAAACCGUGUCCCCUAAUGUGGUUUUUUUGUCCUGGAAGAUAUCUGUAAGUAUCAGAGAUGAAAAUUUAGCACCACAUUCCAGAUUUCCUCUGAUACAUCUCCAGGUUCCCCCAGAAUUUGGCAUUUUGGUGGGGUAUAAAUGUGUUCCCAGUGUGUGUGUGUUACAGCAGGGCUGCAGCCUCUUUUGUUCUGCUCUUGCCCGACUGACCUUGUGAAGUGCAUCCUGUGCUGCUUUUGUUUGUUUGGGACAGGAAGAAGCCACCAGGAUGCCAGCACUGCCUCUGGACGAGCUCCAGCUGACAGAAAGGGAUCCCCAGACAGGGAAGCUGAGAACUCUGCCAGCUCUGCACCCAGAAAUUAAAGCAGAUCGGUCGUUCGUGCUGUACAAGCCCCCUCCUGCCAUCAGAGACCCUGCUCUGGUGGAGGAAUUCCUGGAACGAGCCAAAUUCAUUGCAGAUGACCUGAACUGGCUUCUGGCUCUGCCUCAUGACAAAUUCUGGUGCCAGGUGAUAUUUGAUGAGAGCCUGCAGAAGUGUUUGGAUUCCUACCUGCGCUCUGCCCCUCGCAAGUUCGACGUGCUGUGGGAUUGCCACCCCGAGGUGCAGGAGCUGCAGAAAUGCCUCCAUCGCAGUGUCUUCCUCACCUUCCUCAGGAUGUCCACCCACAAGGAGUCCAAGGAUCAUUUUAUCACUCCUUCUGUCUUUGGAAAAAUUAUUUACAACAACUUCCUGUUUGAUAUCCCCAAGAUUCUGGAUCUCUGUGUCCUUUUUGGGAAAGGAAAUGGGCUCCUGCUCCAGAAGAUGAUUGGAAACAUCUUCACUCAGCAGCCCAGUUACUUCAGUGACCUCGAUGAAACUCUGCCCACUAUCCUCCAGGUGUUCAACAAUAUUUUGCACAAGUGUGGUUUGCAGUGUGAAGGGGCCUCUGCUGAGCCCCAGAAACUGGAAGAGAAAGUCAGUGUGACUGCAGGGAACAUGCCCCUCCAGGAGCUGAAGGACAUUGUGCUGUAUUUAUGUGACACCUGCACAACUCUCUGGGCCUUUCUUGAUGUCUUUCCCUUGGCUUGCCAGACCUUCCAAAAACACGAGUUUUGUUACAGAUUGGCUUCAUUUUAUGAACUGGCAAUUCCUGAGCUGGAAUCUGCAAUCAAGAAGAGGCAUUAUGAAGAUAACAGUGUUUUUGCUGAUUUGUGGAGGAGGAUUUCACACUCCAGAAAGAAGAUGAUAGAGGUUUUUCACAUCCUAGUAAACCAAGUCUGUCUGCAGCCCAUCCUAGAGAGCAGCUGUGAGAAUAUUCAGCCGUUUAUUGAGGAAUUUCUGCAGAUCUUCACCUCGGUGCUCCAGGAGAGGAGAUUUCUCCGUGACUACGACGAGCUGUUCCCCGUUGAGGAUGAUGUGAGUCUGCUCCAGCAGGCAUCCUCUGCACUAGAUGAGACCAGGACAGCCUACAUCCUCCAAGCAGUGGAAAGUGCCUGGGAAGGAGUAGACAGGAGAAAAGGACAAGCUGUUAAAGCUCCAGCAGCAUCCAACAGGGCUUCAGCCAUAGUGGAGAGCAGCCCUGAGGACAGGGAGGAUGCGGGGGCUGCGUGUGCCCUGGAGGAUGAGUGUGCCGGCGCUGCGGCCGCGCCCGUCGCCGCCGUGUCCGGCGUGGAGCUGGACUCCCUCAUCUCCCAAGUGAAGGAUCUGCUGCCAGAUCUUGGAGAGGGAUUCAUCCUGGCCUGCCUGGAGGAGUAUGGAUACGACACAGAGCAGGUGAUCAACAACAUCCUGGAGGAGAAGCUGGUGCCAUACCUGGAUAAGCUGGACCGAAGGAUGCAAAGGCAGCUGAAGCCAGACCCUACCCCUCUGGUCAGCUCUCGCUGUAACGUUUUCCAGAAUGAUGAGUUUGAUGUUUUCAGCAGGGAUGCAGUGGAUGUGUCUCGGAUCCAGAAAGGCAAGAGGAGGGAGAAGGACACGACGCGGAGCCUGGUGAACGACAAGCGGCUGGUGGCGGAGCAGCGGCAGCGCUACAGCCAGUACAGCGUGGUGCUGGAGGAGCUGCCCCUGCCGCCCGCCGCCGCCCUGGGCUUUGGCGACUACGAGGACGAGUACGACGACACCUACGAUGGGAACCAAGUGGGCGCUAACGACGCUGACUCGGAUGACGAGCUCAUCGCCAGGAGGCCAUUCACAAUUCCUCAGGUCUUGAGACCUAAAGGACAUGAAGAAGGACAGGAGACAGAGGAAGAAGAUGAAGAGGAGGAAGAGGAAGCUGAAAAGGAAAGAACAAAGGACCACUUUGUGCAGGACCCCGCAGUCCUGCGGGAGAGGGCCGAGGCCAGGCGCCAGGCGUUCCUCGCCAGGAAGGGGCACAAGCACGACGGCUCUGCCGUGGUUGGCAACGCCAAGGGCCACGGGCAGAGCCGGGAGACGCUGCAGGAGCGGAGGAAGAAGGAAGCCAACAAAAGCACCCGAGCCAACCACAACCGGCGGGCCAUGGCCGACAGGAAGCGCAGCAAGGGCAUGAUCCCGUCCUGAGCAGCUCCGGGGCGGGGCUGCUCCGGGCCGUGCCGGGCCCUGCCCAGGAGGAGGCUCCCGUUCCUGGCGUUCCCGUGCUGGGGGAUGGAUGUUGUGUGCAAUACCCGGCAGCUGGGCUCACCCGGAGCUGCAUUCCCUGGGGGAGUGCAGUUCCUGCCCUCUGUGUGUGCCAGUGGCUGCAGCCAAUACACGGGACAGGCUGCAGCAGCCAUUCCUGCCCUUUUGUACUAUUUAUAAUUCAGAGUUUUAUUUUCAUACUGGAGUGGGCAGCUCCGAGAGCGCGGCUUCCAUGGAAAUGCCUUAUCCUGAACUUGAGUUAUAAAUUAUCCCAGCUUGGAAGGGACCCACAGGAUCAUCCAGUCCCACUCCUGUCCCUGCCCAGACCCACACCAACCCCACCCUGUCCA
Zonotrichia albicollis (white-throated sparrow) is the source of this 3718-nucleotide messenger RNA. The record is from RefSeq and is a predicted model, not a curated record. NCBI's taxonomy places the organism in Eukaryota, Metazoa, Chordata, Aves, Passeriformes, Passerellidae.